Messenger RNA from Aureobasidium uvarum, 2612 nucleotides. NCBI's taxonomy places the organism in Eukaryota, Fungi, Ascomycota, Dothideomycetes, Dothideales, Saccotheciaceae. The record is from the annotation of a GenBank genome assembly.
ACCUCGGAAUGAAGACAUGGCGUGGUCUGAGUCAACAUAGCCUUCGAGCAAACACCUUUGUUCGCUGGUCGUCAACAAUCCAAAAACCGGCCAAUAUCGCAUCGUUACUAAAGUCUUCUGCCGAAAGCACCGACGAGUCUUCAUCAGAGAUUGAAGUCAAUGGUUACGUACGGACGAUCAGGAAACAAAAGCGUAUAGCCUUUGCAGCGGUUGGGGAUGGGUCGUCUUUACAACCUGUGCAGGCUGUCUUGACGCCGGAUCAAGCUUUGUCUCUAUCCACUGGUGACGCGAUCAAACUUCGUGGUAAAUGGCAGAAGUGCCCUCCAGGCAAAGCCCAGACACAUGAGCUGCAAGUGUCAGAAGCUGCAAAACUUGGCUACAAUGAUCCUACCAAGAAAUAUCAGAGUCCGGAGUUUUUGAGGACCUUGCCUCAUCUGAGAUCCCGACUUCCGUUCAACGCACUCGUUCUUCACCUCCGGUCACAGGUCAUCGGCAGCAUCACAAACUUCUUCAACAAAGAGGGCUUUGUACAAACACAUCCGCCAAUCCUGACUUCCUCGGAUUGCGAAGGUGCAGGUGAAGUCUUCACGGUGUCCUCUAAUGCUUCCAAGGACAGUAUGCAAAAGUCAGAUGAUGGUGAAGUUGAGCACUUUUUCCGCACACCAAAGUACCUCACGGUGUCAUCUCAAUUGCAUCUCGAAGCCCUAUCACAAUCUGUUGGCAAUGUGUGGACUCUAUCGCCAACCUUCAGAGCAGAGAAAAGUGAUACACCUCGCCAUCUCAGCGAAUUCUACAUGCUUGAAGGAGAAAUGUGUUUCGUCGACGAUGCGAACCAAGUCAUGAACCUGAUCGAAAAUAUGCUGUCGACCAUGGCGAAUGACUUGCAAGGCUCUCAUACGGUACAGCAAAUCCUCCAAGCCAAAGCAAGUCAGACUUCAGAAGAGGCAGCAGAAGAAGGCGCAGUCACUGCAGAAGAGCUCUCUCGUCGUUGGCAAGGUAUGGCCCAAUCUAAUUGGCCCAGGGUCCAAUACGCCAAAGCGAUCGAAACACUCGAAGAGGCCGUCAAGCAAGGCACAAUCUUCCAAUUCACACCAUCGUGGGAGGAAGGGCUUCAAGCCGAGCAUGAACGCUUCCUAGCAGAGCACUUUGGCAAAGGACAACCCGUGUUCAUCACCGACUACCCUAUCGAGCAAAAGCCCUUCUACAUGUCAAAGACACCAGGUAGCGACCGCACAGUCGCCUGCUUCGACCUUUUGGUCCCCGAUCUUUGCGAACUCAUAGGUGGCUCAAUGCGCGAGCACGAUCUAUCUGCCAUCCAGAAAGCCAUGCAGCAACGCGGUAUGCUGCGUGAGCUGACGCCAGAACAACAAGCUGCUGGUGAAAGCGAAAUCCCGGAACACAAACUCUAUGAGGGCAAACAUGCAGGCUCGCUCGACUGGUAUCUGGAUCUUAGACGCUAUGGCAGUGUUCCUCAUGGCGGAUUUGGAUUGGGCUUUGAUAGAUUGUUGUGCUAUCUGGCUGGUGUGGGCAGUAUCAGAGACGUAGUCGCCUUCCCACGAUGCUUCCCAAAGGCCACCGGUUUUGCCGCAUACACUUCUCGAGACGACCACUCUCCACGGCCAUACACCCACAUCACUCUGAGUGCUCUUCGAGAACGCAUCCAACCUGGAUUCACAGACUCUCGCCCCUACGGUCGGACACAUGUCCGUGCAAGAGAAAAUGGUCCUCCAGGAGGAGGACAACGAAUACGANNCUACGAGGGUCUACCGCCAAACUUCAGUCUGGCGGCCAACAUGGCAGCCGGUGCCUUCGCCGGUGUCGCCGAACACUCUGUCAUGUACCCUAUUGACUUGUUGAAGACACGAAUGCAGGUCAUGAGUCCGACGCCUGCCGCCAUCUACACCGGUCUUGGAAACGCGAUCGCUACCAUUUCACGAGCCGAGGGUUAUCUGUCGUUAUGGAGGGGCUUGUCCAGUGUGAUUGUUGGCGCUGGACCUGCGCACGCCGUUUAUUUUGCCACAUACGAGGUUGUCAAGCAUCAAAUGGGUGGAAAUGCAGCGGGCCACCACCCUCUCGCAGCAGGUGAGAUUUGGACAUCUUUGCUGCUCUGGUUGGACAGUGGUGCCUGCGCUACAAUUGCCAGCGAUGCCUUUAUGAAUCCCUUUGACGUCAUCAAGCAGCGCAUGCAAGUACACGGAAGUGUCUACACAUCCAUCACCCAAUGCGCACGCUCCGUCUUCCGCAACGAGGGCCUCCGCGCCUUCUACGUCUCGUAUCCCACCACUCUCGCCAUGACCGUUCCCUUUACCGCUCUCCAAUUCACCGCCUACGAGUCCAUCACAAAACUCAUGCACCGCCGCGAUGGCUACGACCCUUUGACCCACUGUACUGCCGGAGGUCUUGCCGGUGGUAUCGCCGCUGCCGCCACCACUCCUCUCGACGUUAUCAAGACAUUGCUGCAAACCAGCGGUAGCUCUACCGAUGCCGAAAUCAGAAGCGCCAAGGGCUUGUUCGAUGCUGCUGGCAUCAUUGCGAGAAGAGACGGCGCAAAGGGUUUCUUCAGGGGUAUGAAGGCUAGAGUUGUCACUGCUGCACCUAGCACUGCCAUCUGC